This is a messenger RNA of Phymastichus coffea, 1231 nucleotides long. RefSeq names its product uroporphyrinogen decarboxylase (gene Urod). Gene Ontology annotation, molecular function: uroporphyrinogen decarboxylase activity. The transcript has 7 exons. Gene Ontology annotation, cellular component: cytosol. Gene Ontology annotation, biological process: heme biosynthetic process. The record is from RefSeq and is a predicted model, not a curated record. Lineage: Eukaryota; Metazoa; Arthropoda; Insecta; Hymenoptera; Eulophidae. The coding region runs from base 161 to 1231 and encodes 356 amino acids.
AGUUUUUCUUUUGUGGCAAUAGAUGUCUGGUUCAUAUCAGUUGUGAUGUCGAUUAAAGCCAAUAUCGCCAUAUCCACAUCAGUUUCGUGCUUACUCACAUGUAUUCUGCUACUGCCUGAUUUGGUCUAUAGAUUUGAUCCUCGCGUCUCUGCCUCUAAACAUGACAGAGCACAAUUUCCCACUACUCCAAAAUGACAGGAUACUAAAAGCAGCUAAAGGAGAACCUGUUGAUAAGGUGCCAGUAUGGAUAAUGAGACAAGCAGGACGGUAUCUUCCAGAAUUUAGAGAAAUGAGGAUAAAGCAUGACUUUUUUACAAUAUGCCAAACUCCUGAACUUGCUUGUGAAAUCACACUGCAACCCAUCAGGAGAUUUCCUCUGGAUGCCAGUAUCAUUUUCUCUGAUAUUCUUGUCAUUCCACAAGCAAUGGGACUUACUGUAGAGAUGAAGCCUGGCAUUGGGCCAGUUUUGCCAGAGCCUUUAACUGAUCCAUCGCACAUUUCUAGAUUAAAGAUCCCUGAUGUAGACAAGGAACUGAGAUAUGUUGGUGAAGCUAUUACAUUGACAAGGCAUAAGUUGGAAGGCAAAGUUCCUCUCAUUGGUUUCACAGGAGCUCCUUGGACUUUGAUGGGAUACAUGAUCCAAGGUGGUGGAAGUUCUACAAUGGCAGCUGCAAGAACUUGGUUGUAUAAGUAUCCAAAAGAGUCACACCAAUUAUUACAAAAGAUUACAGAUGUUAUUGUUGAUUAUUUAGUUAUGCAAGUUAAAGCUGGUGCUCAGUUGUUACAAGUUUUUGAGAGCCAUGGUGAUUUUUUAAAUACUGAAUUAUUUAAAGAAUAUUCUUUAAAAUACUUCAAACAAAUUAACCAGAGCGUUAUUGAAAAAUUAGUCAAUCUCAACAUUCCAAAAGUACCAAUGAUUGCAUUUCCUAAAGGAGCAGCUCUUGAUUCUAUUGAAAUAUUUGCCAAAGAAGCUGGUUACGACGUGAUAGGCCUAGACUGGACUGUCGAUCCUGCAGAAGCUCGCCAAAGAGUUGGACCAAACGUCACACUUCAAGGAAAUAUGGAUCCAUGUGCUUUAUACGCAACCACGGAAAAAGUACGUCAGAGAGCUGAAAAUAUGGUCCGUCAGUUCAGUAAAGAACGUUACAUAGCUAAUCUAGGUCAUGGAAUAUUACCAGAUGCACCAAUUCCAUCAGUUGAAGCAUUCAUCGAAGGCAUUCAUUCUGUAUGA